This is a messenger RNA of Malus domestica (apple), 3843 nucleotides long. Its product is annotated as calcium-transporting ATPase 1. Gene Ontology annotation, biological process: calcium ion transmembrane transport. Gene Ontology annotation, molecular function: ATP binding; ATP hydrolysis activity; calmodulin binding. The record is from RefSeq and is a predicted model, not a curated record. Gene Ontology annotation, cellular component: plasma membrane; intracellular membrane-bounded organelle. NCBI's taxonomy places the organism in Eukaryota, Viridiplantae, Streptophyta, Magnoliopsida, Rosales, Rosaceae.
CCCUCAACUACUACUCUAUACUGUAAUGGACCACAACCAGAUCGUGGUCGUUGAAAUGUUGAAACGUUUCGUCCGAAAAAUUGAUCGGAGAUAUUGAAACGUUUGAGGCCAGAGAGCUGCACAGUUUCUACAGCUCAGUCAACGCUCAGUCUCUCUCCGUCUUCAGCUUUCCGCCAUAGCCAAAAGCUGCAAGAAAGAGAGGGAUUUGGAGGAGAAGACCAAGUCAGAUUCUGUGGCGGUCUACGGCUGAAUGUUAUAGCACAUCAGAGAGGAAAAGCCGAAAAGAAAAAGCGAUUCCAGGUACUUUUGGUAAAAGCGCUUUUGGUUCGGCUUGCGUUUGAAUCUUUGGCGGUGUGCUUGAAUGAGUAAAGGUUAGGGCGGUUACUGUGUGUAUAAAGGCUAGGGUUUCUGGUUUGCGGUGAAGCUGAGAAGUUGAGAUGGAGAGCUAUUUGAACGAGAACUUUGAUGUGAAGGCGAAGAACUCGUCGGAGGAGGCGCUUCAGAGAUGGAGGAAGCUCUGUGGAUUUGUCAAGAAUCGGAAACGGAGGUUCAGAUUCACUGCUAAUCUCCCCAAGCGUUUUGAAGCUGAGGCCAUUCGACGAUCCAAUCAGGAGAAGUUUAGAGUUGCAGUUUUGGUUUCACAAGCUGCGCUUCAGUUUAUCCAAGGUUUAAGUUUGCCCAGUGAUUAUACCGUGCCUGAGGAAGUCAAAGCUGCGGGUUUUCAAAUUUGUGCUGAUGAGGUGGGAUCAAUUGUUGAUGGCCGUGAUUUGAAAAAGCUGAAAAGUCAUGGUGGUGUGGAGACUAUCACAGACAAGCUUGGAACAUCCAGUAUCAAUGGAAUUUUUACUUCUGAGAAAUUGCUUAAUAAGAGAAAAGAAAUAUAUGGGGUUAAUAAAUUCAUUGAAAAACCGCCCCGUGGAUUUCUUGUUUAUGUGUGGGAAGCCCUUCAGGACACUACCCUCAUGAUACUUGCAUUUUGUGCCUUUGUAUCUCUGCUGGUUGGGAUAAUGACAGAAGGUUGGCCAAAGGGUGCCCACGAUGGACUUGGAAUUGUUGCUAGCAUUUUGCUUGUUGUAUUUGUCACUGCAACUAGUGAUUAUAAACAAUCCCUGCAGUUCAAGGAUUUGGAGAAGGAGAAGAAAAAAAUUACAGUUCAGGUUACUAGAGAUGGAUUCAGACAGAAGUUGUCCAUUUACGAUCUACUUCCUGGCGACCUUGUUCAUCUUUCUAUUGGAGAUCUGGUCCCAGCUGAUGGACUUUUUGUUUCGGGGUUUUCUGUGCUGAUAAAUGAAUCCAGUUUAACAGGAGAAAGUGAACCAGUUAAUGUCAACUCUACGAAUCCUUUUCUCCUCUCUGGAACUAAAGUUCAGGAUGGAUCAUGCAAGAUGCUUGUAACUACCGUUGGAAUGAGAACCCAGUGGGGUAAACUGAUGGCUACUCUUAGUGAAGGAGGAGAUGAUGAAACCCCCUUGCAGGUCAAACUAAAUGGUGUGGCAACCAUCAUUGGGAAAAUAGGCCUGUUUUUUGCUGUUGUUACAUUUUCUGUAUUGGUUCAAGGAUUGUUCAGCCGCAAGCUUCAACAAGGAUCACACUUGAUCUGGUCUGGAGACGAAGCAUUGGAAAUCUUGGAAUAUUUUGCUAUAGCUGUUACAAUUGUUGUUGUUGCUGUUCCAGAGGGUUUGCCUUUGGCUGUGACAUUGAGUCUUGCUUUUGCCAUGAAGAAGAUGAUGAAUGAUAAGGCACUAGUCAGGCAUCUGGCUGCUUGUGAGACAAUGGGAUCAGCCACAACUAUCUGCAGUGACAAGACUGGGACACUAACGACGAACCACAUGACUGUUGUGAAAGCUUGCAUUUGUGGUAAAAUCAGAGAUGUGGGAACCUCCGAGGAAGCUACUAACUUGGCUUCUAUAGUUCCUGAAUCUGGUUUGAGGCUUAUACUGCAAUCUAUUUUUAACAACACUGGAGGAGAAGUUGUUAAAAACAAAGAUGGCAAGACUGAGUUACUUGGAACACCCACUGAGACUGCUAUUUUGGAAUUUGGGAUGUUGCUUGGCGGUGAUUGCAAGGCAGAACGGGAAGCAACAAAAGUUGUUAAAGUUGAGCCCUUCAAUUCUCAUAAAAAGCGAAUGGGUGUUGUUCUAGAGCUUCCUGAAGGUGGCUUCCGGGUGCACACUAAAGGUGCUUCUGAGAUAAUAUUAGCUGCAUGCGACAAAUUCAUGGGUCCAGAUGGCGAGGUUGUUCCCCUUGAUAAAGCAUCCAUUGAUCUUUUGAAUGGCAUCAUUGAACGUUUUGCUAGUGAAGCCCUUAGAACUCUCUGCCUUGCAUACAUGGAGGUCGGCAAUGAGUUCUCAGCUGAAAGUCCUAUUCCCACCUCAGGGUACACAUGUAUAGGCAUUGUGGGUAUCAAAGAUCCAGUUCGUCCUGGUGUCAAGGAGUCUGUAGCAAUUUGUAGGUCUGCUGGUAUUACAGUCAGAAUGGUUACUGGAGACAACAUAAACACUGCAAAAGCAAUUGCAAGAGAAUGUGGAAUUUUGACCGAUGGAGGUUUGGCAAUUGAAGGCCCAGUGUUUCGUGAGAAGAGUGAGGAGGACUUACAAAAAAUUAUUCCAAACCUUCAGGUUAUGGCUCGUUCUUCACCAAUGGAUAAGCAUACCCUUGUAAGACACUUACGGACCACUUUUCAAGAAGUUGUUGCUGUGACUGGUGAUGGUACAAACGAUGCUCCUGCACUUCAUGAAGCUGAUAUAGGACUUGCAAUGGGCAUUGCUGGUACUGAGGUGGCAAAAGAAAGUGCUGACGUGAUAAUUCUGGAUGAUAACUUUUCUACAAUUGUGACUGUGGCCAAAUGGGGACGUUCAGUGUACUUGAACAUCCAGAAAUUUGUUCAGUUCCAGUUAACGGUUAAUGUAGUUGCACUUAUUGUCAACUUCUCUUCUGCCUGUUUAACUGGAAAUACUCCCCUUACUGCUGUUCAGCUUCUCUGGGUCAACAUGAUCAUGGACACUCUAGGAGCCCUUGCAUUAGCCACGGAGCCACCUACUGACGAUUUAAUGAAGAGAGCACCGGUUGGCAGGAAAGGAAACUUCAUCACUAAUGUGAUGUGGAGAAAUAUCCUAGGGCAGUCUCUGUAUCAGUUUGUGAUAAUAUGGUUUCUACAGACCAGAGGAAAAGAAGCUUUUCAGCUUGUUGGCCCAGACUCGGAUUUGAUCUUGAACACCCUUAUCUUCAACUCAUUUGUGUUUUGUCAGGUUUUCAAUGAGAUCAGCUCGAGGGAAAUGGAGAAGGUUAACGUCUUCAAAGGCAUAAUGCAGAACUAUGUUUUCGUGACUGUCCUCUCUGCCACUGUUAUCUUUCAGAUCAUAAUCAUCGAGUUCUUGGGUACAUUUGCGAACACACAUCCUCUAAGUUGGAAACAAUGGUUUGCCAGCGUUGCACUUGGGUUCCUUGGCAUGCCGGUUUCAGCAGUUCUGAAAUUCAUCCCUGUGUAACAAGACUGAAAUCAACCGGAACUUGAACAGGUACUUCUCCACUUGCCUACCGAUGGAUGUUUUGUUAUGGCAUCAUUUCAAAGAUCAUUCUUUUGACUCCGUAAACUCUGAAAAGCUCACAAAUUCAAGGCUAAAUGAUAAACUCUCCCGCUUACAAAAUGAUAGUUUUUGUAAACAUGAAUGCGUAGGACGUAUUCUACCUGUUCGAACGUCUAACCAGUUGUACUUUUACAAGGAUUUAGUUUAUGCUAACAGGUUGAAUGUUUUUCUUAAUCGUGCUGUUCAUUCCUUAAUGCUCAUCCUUCUCUUGUAAUUGCUCGUGUUAUUGUCGAUAAUUAAACCACCGAUUGAUGCA